AUGAAUGGUUCUGCCGACUGUGCGCACCACCUGUUGCUAAGAAGUCUAAAACAUCUGGGUAAUUUUUUUCUUAUUUAAUGUAAGAAAAAUCGCACUUUAACGCCAUUUUCAACUUGCAAUCGUUUUGUUUUGAGAUCAGGGGGGUAUUACCUAAAGAGGGGAGGGGACGAAUGCCCUAAGAUAUACCCUAAGAGGGGGCGAAUCUCGUGGGGGCGAAAAUCCUGUGACAACGGCACUAGAAUGUUUUCGGGACCCCCUUCCUCCUCUCGUCUGCGACAUUAACGGAGGUAGCUUCGCCGCACUGUACCGUCCACAGAAAAUUAUUUGGCCCCAAUCUUAAUUCAGAGGUAUUGCGCGGGAAAGCAAGCAGCGAGAAUAAUUGGUACAUAUAUACUGUCAGUAUACUAUAUAAAUAUCAAGUAUACUUUGUUGUUGAAUACAUUAUGGCGCAACGUCAAAAUUUUCCAUUGAGGCACAUUCGAUACUUUCUCAUUGCCUUAACCUUUUUAUUAUACCUACUAUACAGUUCCACAACAGAGUUGUGCAAGUUUUUAUGAAUCCGGGGAAAGAGAAGAUGGUGUGUAUCUUAUAGAUCCUGAUGGCUUCGGAACAUUCAAAGUCUGGUGUGAUAUGCAAGAUGGCGGAGGUUGGACAUUGUUUCAAAGACGACAGGACGGAAGUGUAGAUUUCUAUCGUGGUUGGUCAGACUAUAAAGUUGGUUUUGGUAACUUGACCGGCGAAUUCUGGCUUGGGUUGGAUAAGAUACAUCGUUUGACCACAUCUUCUACUCAAAGUAUUUUAAGAAUUGACAUGUGGGAUUUUGCUGGCACACACGCCUACGCCGAGUAUAAGAAUUUUUGUGCGGCUUCUGAGUCAGACAGUUACAAACUAAACAUUGGGAAUUUUUCAGGUAAAUAUAUAUAACAAUUGACUUAUAGCAAGGCAAUAAAAGUUAGACAGAACAUAACCAUACUAAAUUUAUAAAAGUGUGAAGUAUGGCAUAUAUACAUGCUUCUCUCGUAAAAUAUUGCCUGGUUUAAGUUACAAGCAGUUUCUAUGUGUAAACAGUAACUAAAAAGACUUGAAAUUCGGUGGACAACAGUAUAAAUAAUAUUAUAAGCAACAAUAUGUUUUAGAAAAUGCGAAAAAUGUAGCUUUAUACAUGGCUCUUUCCUUCAAACGAACUCCUCAUGGAUUAAGAUUACGCUAUUUCAUAUUCCUGAUACCAUGAUACUCUUUAUAUCAAAUAUAUCAAAGAUUCCAUGCGUGCAUGUUUCAACUUUAUGCGUAUAAUUGAAUUUUUUUCUUAAAUAUUGCUUAUAUCAGCCGACUAAUAAAAAAAAUCCCAAUUGACUCACGGAUCGUCUGAAAUGGGAUUUUCAGAGCCUUCUCUAGAGAAGACAAUGAAAAUCUCAUUUCGGACGAUUUAGAGACACCAGGUUUCCAAAUGCCCCCGUCCCUCUUUCCCCUACGUUUACCAAUCUUCCUAAGCCCCCGAUAACACGGGAGGAAAGUGAAGCCAAAAAUCCCAAGAUGGGAAUCUGAUAAGCAUACUCAAACUCCAAACGUUUUGGGAUUUUUCUGAAUAUUUUCAGGCAAUGCUGGUGAUUCAUUCAUUAAUCUCAACGGAAUGAUGUUCACGACCAACGACAGAGAUAAUGACGUAAAUGUUGACCAGAACUGCGCAACGAAACGCCAAGGUGCUUGGUGGUACAAAAGGUGUGGCUACUCUAAUCUGAAUGGGCUGUAUUUCGCGACGUCAAAUGUGACUGCGCAAAGAAGUCGAAUUAUCUGGUACCAUUGGAAAAAUGAUUAUAAAACCGUUAUGAAGAAUGUUGAGAUGAAAAUACGUCCAUCUUAUAGACACACUCGUAGAAAUAAUUACAGUCUACAUGAGUGCAUGUGCAAGAAGUAGUAUUAUGCAAGAAAAUGAAUCAAAGUGAUUGUCGAUAAAUUGAUUGUAUAAAAAGUUCUUUAACUGAACCAUACAAAGAUAUUUUUCAUACGUUCAUAUGAUCCACAUUUUUCUCAAUAAUUUUUUUGCUUAGCAUGUAUAAUUUUUGCGUUGACUAUAUUUAAGGGUAAUGAUUCAGUAUUCUCUUUGAUAGUUUGCUUAACUUUUGUUCUGUAUUCGACAAUUUUUCAAGAAAUGUUCACACGCCUCCGGGUCUAAAACGAUAAUUUUUAAUUUAAAUUCUGUUUCUUUUUAGAUUUUAAAUGUUAGAAAACCUUUUAUUAAAGUCUAUUAAAGUUGUUGGUUGUUUCCCUUCCCUUAAAUAUUAAAUAGCAAUGUUUUUGUUUACAGUUUGGCAUUUAAAAUCCCCGACAAUUUUCUAGCGCAUGCGCAGACGUUUUCCGCGAUAUUCUCUGAGGAUGGUUCUGAAAUAGAAUUAGAACAUUGCGCGUUCUCCUAACAAAGCCUUCGUGAAAAUAUUUCGCGCACUUAAAUUGGCAAUACCAAUCCUCGUUGACUCCAUUGCUCAAUUACUCAGAGGCCUUGGCCUAGCGACCGUAGAUCAAUGGAUGCGAGUUGGAAUCCUGCUGGAGACAAGAAAUUUUUCGUUGUACUCCGCAGUGUCAGAAUCUUAUGAAAGUAGUUUUUCAUACCGCGGACUAAGUUCGUGCUUUAUCGUAUUGUGCUGAGAGGGGCGAAGCUACUGCAUGAUGGAGUUUGCCUUCACAAACAUCAUGUUGUGGGACAUAGAUCUUGUCUACCAGCUUGGCUUUGGUCUCUGCUGAUAACAUUUAUCUCGACCCUAAUCAUUUCGAAUUCAACAAAAACCUCAUCGAACAUUUUGUUGUUAUAAACGGGCGUAGGAAGAAAAAAAGAGGCAGGGGGGGGACUUUCACGGGCACUUUUCAUACAAAUUUUGGCAUCCUUCAGUGCACGUGAAUUCCCUUUCUGUAGCCGAACCGAGGAAAUGUGUCUGAAGUUACAAUUGAUACGGAUGAUACGGAGGUGAAUAAUUCUCAUCUUUGA
This is a messenger RNA of Paramuricea clavata, 2980 nucleotides long. The record is from the annotation of a GenBank genome assembly. Lineage: Eukaryota; Metazoa; Cnidaria; Anthozoa; Malacalcyonacea; Plexauridae.